Molecule: messenger RNA, 636 nt
Organism: Brassica oleracea var. oleracea
Lineage: Eukaryota; Viridiplantae; Streptophyta; Magnoliopsida; Brassicales; Brassicaceae
Exons: 2
Coding region: 86-448 (120 amino acids)
Source: RefSeq, a predicted model, not a curated record
CGAUAUAACCCAAUCCGACACCCAAAUCUCAUAGUCCCUUCUCCGCCAAAACCCUAAUUUCUCAUCACCUGGAACUUUGAUUACAAUGGCGAAGUCAAUGAGAUGCAAGAGGGUGAAGAGAUUGAGAGCUAUUAGAAGAGAAAUAGUAGAGAAAGAAGCAUUCACUCUAACGAGAGACGACGCCAAAUCCGCCGCCAUCGAAGCCGCACUCGCCGCCCCCAAAUUACCUGUUCGUCAGCCACCUCCUUCUCCGUUCAUGGAAGUUGCGGCGCCGACUCCUGAGUCUAUCUCUGCCUCCGGCACUAUCGUCAACGAUAUGGAUAUGGAAAUGGAUGGUGAAAAGCAUAGCAAGUCUCUUAAACCCAUCGGGAGGAAGUUGAAGAAGAGGUUUAAGAUGGGCAUGAAGAAUCGUCGCAGCAAGGGUUUCCUUCGAGGCAAGCGAGUCUAAGUUCCCAAGUUGCUUUUUUUUUACUUCUAGUUGCUCUAAAUUUUGGUCAAUAUCUCAUAACUAUGUUCCCUAAAUAUUUCUUAAUCGUCUUUGAAAAUGUCUUGUUUUGUACUUUUAUUUUUAGCUACUUUAUUAUAGACCUAAAAAGACAUGAUUUCGAUUUGAAACUAAGGAUGUCUGAUUAUGCC